Soboliphyme baturini is the source of this 522-nucleotide messenger RNA. The record is from the annotation of a GenBank genome assembly. NCBI's taxonomy places the organism in Eukaryota, Metazoa, Nematoda, Enoplea, Dioctophymatida, Soboliphymatidae.
AUGUUGGAACGUGAAGAUGCGGAACUGCAAAGUAAAUGGGACUGCCUUCGUUCUGCAUGGGAGAAUCAUCGUAUAGCUGGCGUGCAAAUUCCCGUGUUGGCUCAUUGUUCCAUGCUUGGAAAGAGUCUUGCAGCCGUCACAACCGUGACUGACACAGGUUGUGAAUAUUCCUCUCCAGUUCACUCGACAUGUCCUCCCGCAGUUUCCGAAGCACGUUUGCCACAGCCUACGGCGUGCCGGUCUUCCCUCAAGUCGUCGGUCAGCUCUGCCGAUGUCUACAGGCGGUUCUUGGUUCCUCCGUAUCUUCAAGGCUCAUCGGUGCACGGCGGUCGUCUCGCCGAUCAGACCGUCAAACAACAGUUGCCAUCUAAGUUGUUGAAAGAUGACAUGUUUAAUUCAAUAUCGGCCAAAUUUCCAGGCACUGUCAAAGAAAAGAAGAAAAAGAAAUCGAAAGCAAAGGAAGACACGUCGAGUGGCGACGCUGCUUCGAGAAACACUUCCGGUGGUAAACAAAAAAAAUGA